UUUUUCAAAUUUCUUCCCCUCUAAUAUAUACUUUUUUUCUAAGCCCUAAAAUGCCCUAUACAGUAUUUUUCACCCCAAAUGCUAAUUUUCAUUUCUGUCUUUUUUUGACUUUCUAAAUCUCACACUACUCUCAGGUCAAUGAUUGAAAAGGGGAUUUCAUAAGCAAUUUGAAGUUGAUUGAUUUUGUUAGGUUGUUGAAUUUGAUUAAUAAUGGAACAAGGUUUUGGUUCUGAUCCAAGUGGGUCUACCAUUGAUAAAACUAGGGUUUUAGAUGUGAAGCCUUUGAGAUGUCUUUCCCCUGUAUUUCCAUCUGCAAGUGAAAUGUCAUCUAUUACAACUCCACAACCCUCACCUUUUGUGUGUAUUACUCCCACUGGUCCGUUUCCGAGUGGGGUUACUCCAAUUUUUCCUUUUUUGUCUCCGGAUGAGCCGGUAAGGAUGGGUGAAAGUAGUCAACAAACUCCAAAUCAGGUGCCGAAUCAGGGGACUUUUGGUUUUGGGCAACCUAUAUCUCCAAUUCCUGUUAAUUCAUUUGGAAAUCAAACUGCAAAUGGAAGUAGUGGACAUGUUAAUAAUGUAGGAGACUCCGGUAGUGGAAAGAAAAAGGGAGGACCAAAAAAGCCUCGAAAAGUUCCUCCGGAGAAUGUUGUGGAAGUGGAUGUUGAACCUUUGUUAAAUCAAUUGCUGAUGUCUUUUAAACUUGUUGACUUGGAUCAGGCUAAGAAAGCUGAUGGUGACAAGGAGGUAGUGAGGAGGAUACUACUAGUUUUUGACUUGUUCAGAAGAAGGAUGACUCAAAUUGAUGAACCGAGGUAUGGUGCAGGUUCUGGUAGAAGGCCAGACUUAAAAGCUUCUAAGAUGAUGAUGUUAAAGGGAAUGCGUACAAACCAAACAAAGAGGAUUGGAAAUGUACCUGGGAUUGAAGUUGGUGACAUUUUCUUCUUCAGGAUGGAACUAUGCGUAGUGGGCUUACAUGCACCAACAAUGUCUGGGAUUGAUUAUAUGAGUCUCAAACUAACGAAGGAUGAAGAACCUCUUGCAGUCAGCAUAGUGUCUGCUGGAGGAUAUGACGAUGAUGGAGGUGAUGGAGACCUGUUAAUUUACACUGGCCAAGGUGGAGUCCAGAGGAAGGACGGGCAAAUGUUUGAUCAGAAACUUGAAAAGGGAAAUCUUGCUUUGGAAAAGAGUGUGCAUCGUGCCAAUGAUGUAAGAGUGAUUAGGGGUGUUAAGGAUGUUGCAAAUCCAACUGGGAAGAUCUAUAUUUUUGACGGACUUUAUAAGAUUCAGGGAUCAUGGGAAGAGAAAAACAAGACGGGCUGCAAUGUUUUCAAGUACAAACUUCUGAGAGUACCUGGGCAGCCUGAAGCAUUUAAAGUGUGGAAGUCAAUUCAACAAUGGAGGGAUGGUGUGGUAUCACGUGUUGGAGUCAUCUUACCAGACCUGACAUCUGGUGCUGAGAGUCAGGCAGUUUGUCUUGUAAAUGAUGUGGAUGAUGAGAAAGGACCUGCCUAUUUCACAUAUAUUCCUAGUCUGAAGUACUCAAAACCUUUCUUAACGCCUAGACCCUCUCUGGGUUGUCAGUGCAUCGGUGGCUGCCAACCAGAUGAUACCAAUUGCCCUUGUAUUCAGAGGAAUCAAUGCCUUUUGCCUUAUAGUUCACUUGGGGUUCUCAUGACUUACAAAAACUUGAUACAUGAGUGUGGUUCAGCUUGUUCGUGCCCUCCUAAUUGCCGAAAUCGUAUGUCUCAAGGAGGUCCUAAAGUUCGUAUGGAGGUCUUUAAAACAAAAAAUAAAGGUUGGGGACUUAGGUCUUGGGAUCCUAUACGAGGAGGCUGUUUUAUUUGUGAAUAUGCUGGAGAGGUCAGGGACAUUGGUUAUGACAGGGAUGACAAUUAUAUUUUUGAUGCAACCCGUAUAUAUGAGCCACUAGAAGCCGUGCAUGAUUAUAAUGAUGAGUCUCGGAAAGUCCCUUUUCCCCUUGUAAUAAGUGCCAAAAAUGGUGGAAAUAUUGCUCGAUUUAUGAAUCAUAGUUGUUCACCUAAUGUAUACUGGCAGCUUGUUGUUCGAGAAAGUAACAAUGAAGCAUAUUAUCAUAUCGCUUUUUUUGCCACUAGACAUAUUCCUCCCCUACAAGAGUUGACCUUUGAUUAUGGUAUGGACAAAGCAGAUCAUAGGAGAAAGAAGUGUUUAUGUGGCUCAUUCAAAUGUAGAGGUUACUUUUACUAGUGUUCAAGUUGCCAUGACGCAAAAGGAGUUAGUUGCUUAGGCACAAAUCUACUGGAUCAGGUUAUGUUUCCUUUGUUCAAAAGUAAAAAUUCUCAUUGUAACAAAUCAUUUUUCCUUUUCAAGGCAUGGUUAGUUAUUAUCAAGUGAACUUUGUUAUUUAAAGUAAUGAUAAUGUACUUUAUGUAAGUUGGUGAAUAUUUGAAGUUAUGUAAAGAUUUUAAAUAAUUUGUUGAAUA
Messenger RNA from Solanum pennellii, 2462 nucleotides. RefSeq names its product histone-lysine N-methyltransferase, H3 lysine-9 specific SUVH1-like. Lineage: Eukaryota; Viridiplantae; Streptophyta; Magnoliopsida; Solanales; Solanaceae. The transcript is spliced from 2 exons. The coding region runs from base 211 to 2226 and encodes 671 amino acids. The record is from RefSeq and is a predicted model, not a curated record. Gene Ontology annotation, cellular component: nucleus. Gene Ontology annotation, molecular function: histone methyltransferase activity; zinc ion binding; protein binding.